UGCAGAGUGAAUAUAGAGCCGCGCAGAGAGAGCAGCGCUCAGUGAAGCACCGCACAGAGGAGACGUAAAGCAGGAGGAGACGUAAAGCAGGAGCACAGCGGGAGGACCGGCGGACGUACAGAUUUCACUUUCCCUGGACUAUACUGGGACUCAGAAAGAACUCCCAGUGAAGAAACACCAGAACGCAACACUGGUUUUUAAGUCUCCUCAACGCAAACAUUUAACGACACUUUUCUUCACUUUACGGCACAACCAUGCUGCACAUCUGCCUCGUGUUCUUGUUGUCUGCCUCCGUUCUCUCAGAAUCGCAGGUGAGGGAGACGGAGACAUGGAUGCCCAUGAAGACCCCGCAGACGGUCGCCAUGUCAACGCGCCAUGGCAACCUGGAGUCGUCGGGAGACUCGCCCAACGGCUCCGACUUCGGCUUCACGGACGACGAAGACGACACGAACGACGGAUUCGAUGACGAGGAAGACGACGACACGCUGGACGAGGACGAGGACUACGAGUUCUCCGGAUCCGGUGAUGGAGAAACAACCGUGUCACCCGUUAGAGAGUCCAAACCAUCAGUUAAGCCUGACGUAAACGACAACAAGAUCCCAGAGGUGGAGCGCCCGGUGCGGCCGACCGUCAACGAGGUGGACCUCGUCCAGAACCGCAACGAAAUCCCCCACCUGAAGAAGGAGGCGGAGCCCGGCGAGGAGCACCGGUCCAACGUGCUCAUGUCCCACGCCAGCGACGAGAGCAUCUUUAACAAGACGGAAGUCCUCGCAGCUCUGAUCGCGGGCGGCGCCGUCGGCCUGAUGUUCGCCGUCCUCCUCAUCCUCCUCCUCAUCUACCGCAUGAAGAAGAAGGACGAGGGCAGCUACGACUUGGGGAAGAAGCCCAUCUACAAGAAAGCCCCCACCACAGAGAUCUACGCAUAGACCCACAAACACACACAAACACACACACCUCACUCCCUUAACCCUUAACCACCCAAUCAGGGCCAGCGUCUGGCCUCACAGUGCCUCAUCAUCAUCAUCAUCAUACCUCCUCCUCCUCCUCACUUUUUCUUGAGCGGAUUGACGCUCGGUAACGCAUCAGGAGAGAAGCCCCGACCACACAAUCGAUUGACUGACUCCUCCCACCUGAUGCAUGCUAAUGUUAUCGGUGCUCUCUCAACCAAUCAGAGGCUCUCUUGGCCCUCUCGUCCCUCCCUCUUUUUUAUUUUGGUUUUGUCAAACAAGAAAAAGGAGCAACGGGAGUGGACAGUUUCAGCUGCGGUACAUGGUUUUGUCUUUUUUUUUCUUUUUUUUAUCAUUUUGUCUCCAUUUCAAGAAAAAACUAAAAACAAUCAACAGAACUUACAACUGAGGACUCUCCCCUCCCCUCCCUCUCUUACUCCCCCAACCUCUCCAGUUAAAAACACUAACACUGUGCAAUGAUUCUUUGUCUCGGUACACGUUAACAGUCCAGUUAUUUAUUUUCCUCUCUUGUUAUUCCUCCUGCAGCUCCUCACACCGCUGUAGAAAAAUGACUUUUAUGUGAACACUUUUAUUAGAAAUGUUUUUUUUAAAGAACUCCUUGUAACGCAGAGAGAUUUGCUAUUUUUUUUUUUUCUAUUAAAGAUCCCUUCAUUAUGGGGAAAGAAUUGAGCUCAACGUUGUUCAAAUUCAUUUUGACUAGAGAAAAAGCUACUGGAAAGCUGUGUAGAUUUUACUUCUGUCAUCCGUUAAAAAUGUUAAUAAUUUCAAGAUUUGUUCCUUUCUUUUUAUCCUCACACUGCCCCUGCAGUUACAGGACGGGCAGGAAAGUACUUGCAAAUCAUUGUUUCAGAUUCUAUGACGAGUAAAAGUUCAUUAAAACGACUUUAGUCUUUAAAACCUUCUGGCAUGUUUUGUACCGCCUCAUGUGGGGAAAGUCCCGUCAGUCUGGCACGUAGCUGCCGAUAAGGAAGCUGAACUAAUCCGGGAAAAGAAUUUGCAAAUACUGUAUGACCCAGGUCACAAACACACACACACACACACACACACACACACACACACACACACACACACACACACACACACACGGUUGCAUUGCAGCGUGCUUUUCCUUUUUUAAGUCUGGAGGAUGUUUUUACCACUAUGAUCGUUACAGCUGUGCCUCCAGGGUUUGUUUUCUGUUAUUGUGGUGAACUCGACUGGAGUCAAAACCAACAUGCUCCUACAGGGUGACACACCUACAUUCCACACACACACACACACACACACACACACACACACACACACACACACACACACACACACCAUGACGACUGAAGCUGCUGACCCUCUUUAGCUUAAAGGAAUAGUUUAACAUUUUGGCGGAGAGUUGAGAUGAGCCCGAUGGAAACCUCUCAUUAUCAGUGAUAAAUAUGGCGCUACAGCCAGCGCAUGGUAUGGUUAGCUUAGCAUAGCAUAAAGACUGGAAACUGAUGGAAACAGUUAGCCUGGCGUUGUUCAACAACUCAGGACAGUUGUAUGAUCACAGAGUUAGAACGUGUGAGAGUUAACGAUACCAUACGCUGACGAUGCAGCGCUUUAUCCAACAAAUUUUGGGUUUACUUGCUUUACAUUCAUUCUCGGGUACUUCCGCAUUACAAAGUAAUUUAUAUUGUAACUUUCAAAAUGUAGUUUUGUUACGAUGACAACCACAUGUUAAUGAGCGCCCUCUUAUGUUUACCAAUGAGCAAGAAGCCUUGUGUGAUUCCACAGGAGGGUUAUAACUAUGUCAGGAAGAUUCCAGCAAAGAAAUAGUCCGGCACAAUAUCUGCUUUUUUAAAAUGAAGUUUAAACAAACGAGAGAACGUGUUAAUCUCCGUCACCUUUUGGACGGAGCCAGGCUAGCUGUUUCCAGUCUUUGUGCUAAGCUAAGCUAAGAUAACCGGCUGCAGACACUCGAGAGUUUGCAUCGAUCCUCAGAAAUCAAAUCAACGUAACUCCUCCCAGCUGUGAAGCUUUCCCUGUCGUGAUGCUCUCGUGCUUAUCAUCAUUAACUUGUUAAAACGUUUAUAUUCAAUGAAUGAAAUGAAAAUACAUUUUUUAAGCUCUGUGAUCGGAGAAACUGGUACUUUUGGUACUUUCUGUUGGUUUUUUUGUUUGUUUUUUUAAAUCAUGGGGGUUUGAUGAGUUUCUUAAUAAGCUACAACGACGGUUAUAUAUUUUUCAUUGUGGGGUCUAAGAGCAUUCACUGAAGCUGUGAUGGAAACAGGUUUGAUGCUCACAUUUCAGACUGCUCUACCAAGGAUUUGUGUAUAUAGUCAUCAGAUAAAAAAAUAAACAAAAACAAAAAAAAUAUGAACUUGGUUCUCUGCCACUUCCUGGCAACAACAAAUAUCUACCAAAUAUUUAAAUGCCAAAUUAUUUUUAUUUUUGUUUCCCCCCCGGCAGUAACGUUCAUGUGAUUUCCUGUAAAUGUAAAUGAGACUGUUUUGAUACUACCAAUGCUAAUACUAACUCCUCAUUGAUCUCCAGUGGGUUAUUUUUGUUUGUUUUUCCUCCCGUAGAUCAACAUGUUCCUUUUAUUCUUUUUUUAUUUUUAUUAAUUUAACUGUCAAAUUAUUUUAUUGCCUUCUUUCAGGUUGGGGUGUUUCCCCCUUUUUAAGCUGUUGUAUAUGUGAUUUAAAAAAAGUUUUAUAUACACUAGUGUGAGAUUUUCAGAGGCAAAUAGUUUUGAAACUUUUUAUUUUGUAAGAGUUUCUAUUAUCUUUUAGACCUAUUUUUGUUUUUUUUGCUCUUUGUAUUUAUGUCGUUUGUUCGUAGAAGGAUUGCUUAUGUGGUCGCUGUUCAUCUCGUUUGUUCAGGGGAUGUGAUGAGCCAUGUCGUCAGAAACAGACCCGGGUUCGUUACCAGCUGGAACAGUUUCAGCUUUUUCUGAGAAAAUUCUUGAUUUUCUAUUAGCCUGGUAAAAUUUGCUAACAUAAAUGUUGAAAGUCAAGGUCUCGACACUGUUCAAGGCUUUUUUACCUCCAGACAAAGAAUAAAAACAUUGUAAUCAGAUAAAACACGGAUACUGACCUCAGCCUCAGACGGAGGAGUAUCUCUGAUUAGAUUUGGACAAAUGAAUCAACUUCUCUGUCUCUUUUGAGGGUGAAAACACUUUCCAGGUCAGACAGCAAACAGUUAAAAAGAUCUCAGCUGGUAAUGGUCUCCAGGUCUGUUCAGCGAUCAUGGGAGAGAAACGUACGUUCUGCUGCUUAAUGUCACAAAACACCACAUGUGAAUCACCAAUGGAGUGGAGAAGCCAAUGAAUCAUUGGUUUCUGCAUGCAGGUUCUGAUUUAUUAUUGGAAAUAAAGCUAUUUUUAUGCACAUUAACAUUUUAAAA
Anoplopoma fimbria (sablefish) is the source of this 4328-nucleotide messenger RNA. It is a transcript of the gene sdc4, whose product is annotated as syndecan 4. The coding region runs from base 255 to 926 and encodes 223 amino acids. The transcript has 5 exons. The record is from RefSeq and is a predicted model, not a curated record. Gene Ontology annotation, biological process: cell migration. Gene Ontology annotation, cellular component: cell surface; membrane. Lineage: Eukaryota; Metazoa; Chordata; Actinopteri; Perciformes; Anoplopomatidae.